UGAACACUGCCCUUCCACAGCCAAAGCUUUUUUGGCAUACUGACACAUUGCCCCUUUUUACAGAAGGGUAAUCCCACUUAGCCUUUAGGCAGAAGCAGCUAAGUAGCAUUCAUCUGAAAACCCGUGGAGCGAUUUAGGAGAGCCAGUGUAAGCUAUCAUUGGAUAAUUAGCAUGUGCUCAAGCGCGAGACUGUCGAAUUGGCCUCCAAGUGAGGCCGAAUCCAUGUUAGGUGUCAGCCUAAGUCUCACCGCAUGUACGGAUCUCCCACAAAGGAUUUGUUUCAGUCAUCCGGCGACGAGGCCAAUCCUGUAUUAAAGCAGGCAACCUCAGAGUAGUCUCACCUUGUAGAAUGUGCAUCUUUCAAGACCUGCAUUCAAACUCGUAUCUCAGAUCGAUCUCGUAAUUGUCACACUUGAACUUCAAACACCCCUAUCAACGAGUCUAAUACGAUUACACAAUGGUCAUCAAGCAUCCCCUCCGAAGCGGCUCUCAGAGCACCGAAGAUGACAUGGUCGAAGAUAAAGACACUAAGUCAGAGUCUUCCUUUGUAGAUCUCAAGCACGAAGACGUUGAGGCAGAGUCGUCCAGGUGCGAUACUCCAACGGCCACUAUGACGGAGUACGAUACCUCAGACGACGUUGCGUUGUCUCUCCACGCGUUCGCCGAGCGGGACGGCAUCAUCGCGAAGAUCAGUCCGCCUAAACAACCCGAGAAGCCAACAGUCCACGUCCCCUGCGACAUCGUCCUCGUCAUCGACGUCUCGGGCAGCAUGGGCGCCAACGCCCCGAUUCCGGCCAACCCUGGUGAGGUAGCAGAGAACUAUGGGCUGUCAGUAUUGGACUUGGUCAGACACGCUGCCCUCACCAUUGUAGAGACUCUGGACGAGGGUGACAGGCUCGGCAUCGUCACCUUUGCAUCCCAGGUGAAGGUGGUUCAGGAGUUGAUCCCGAUGAACAAGAAGAACAAGGUCCUUACCAAGAAGAACAUCAAGAAGAUGGUACCCACGGAUGCAACCAACUUAUGGCAAGGCUUGUUGGAAGCCAUCAAACUGUUCAGCCGGGGAUCAGGCGUGAAGACGGGACGCGUUCCGGCUAUGAUGGUACUGACGGAUGGACAGCCGAACUUGAUGUGCCCUGCCCAGGGAUACGUGCCAAAGAUGCGUGAAGAAGUUAAGAGGCUCAAAGAUGGGCGGCUACCAGCCUCGAUUCACACAUUCGGCUUCGGAUAUAACUUGAGAUCUGGUCUUUUAAAGUCAAUCGCCGAGGAAGGUGGUGGGAACUAUGCCUUCAUUCCCGAUUCUGGCAUGAUUGGAACCGUCUUUGUUCAUGCUGUUGCCAAUCUACAAGCAACAUACGCCAUUAAUGCCACUUUGUGCCUUACCUAUUCUCCCUUGCUUAGCAUUGAAGAGGCAAUGGGCGAGUCUGUUAAUAAGCAAGAAGUAGAGAUCCUUGAAGGUGACGUGAAGAAGGGUCUACCAGAUCGGCAUGAACUCUCCAUCUCACUCGGAAAUCUGCAAUACGGUCAGUCAAGGGACAUCUACCUUCGGGUAGAUGCACCUGCGAAGCUCACCUCAGAGAAUGCGGUUGUCAAGGCCUCGAUCCAGUACUCUCGCAUGGCAAGUAGCAUUCACGGACAAAGCACCUCACAAUCGCUCCUGGUCCCGACAACUCUUCCCGAAUCUGAGCUUGCCUACCACCUCUCUCGCUCCAAGAUCUGUUCCUUCCUCUCGACCAUCAUCCCCAUUGCUCCCGACGGCGAGCAUAAGGCCUUGUUCCGUAUCUCACCCGAGAAGAUCAAGGAGCUGAAGGCACUCAUCAAAGACCUACCGGCAAAGGGCUUCCCAUCUGACCCGAACAAUAAGUCCCUCGUCGAGGAUCUCGAGGGCGCUCAGCCAAAGGGCCAAGUCUCUCUCGCCUUGACGAACGAGGAGUACUACAAAAAAUGGGGCGUCCACUACAUACCCUCAUACUUGAACGCGCACACGCGCCAAAUCUGCAACACCUUCAAAGAUCCUGGGCCGCUCCGGUACGGCGACGACAGUCCUCUCUUCAUCGCGUGCAGGAACAGGUUGGAUCACGCGUUUGACAGCAUUCCUCCGCCCAAACCCUCCAACCAGCACACCGCUACCCACCGCGGGCGAGUGUCUAUGAGCCAUUACAACAGCUCCUCCGGCGUAUGCUUCAUCGCCUCGACGCCUGUGCGUCUCGCUUCAAGCCGCAUCGUUCCCAUCAAGGCUCUCCGCAGGGGCGUAGCGGUGCAGACGCCCUCUGGUCCGCGCAGAGUCGUCGCUAUUCUUAAGACGCCUGUGGAGAGGGAGAUUAUGUGCCGCGUUGGCGAGCUCGUCGUCACACCUUGGCAUCCUCUGUCUCUCGAUGGUGGCAAGACGUGGACCUUCCCGGCUAAUAUUGCGGAUCAGCCUGUGAGGUACACCGGCUGCAUCUACUCGGUUCUGCUUCAGCCAAACCGGGACUCGAAGGCUCAUGCGAUCAACGUCGCAGGUAAAUGGGGCGUGACUCUUGGUCAUGGAAUAGUCACAGGGCAGGACUCGAGGGCUCAUCAAUUCUUUGGCAACUACAGAAAGGUUGUCAGAAGCCUCAGAAGGAUUGGGGUCAGCAAGAAGGGGGUUGCCAUGGGCGGAGGUGUAAGCAGAGACUCAGCUACCGGGUUGGUAUCGGGGUUUGCUCUUCACACGAAGCGGAACGUGAGUUUGAAUGGAGUUGUGAAUAAUGCUAUCCAUAUGAUUUGACAGAAUUUCUUCUUGUUUUCUUGCCUUCUCAGAACAUAGUCGCACACCCGGAGCCCGUGGACUGAGCACAUAUAAACGAAACUCACUUAAGGCGGAAUCAUUCAAGUAAUUAGCAGACUAUAUUUAUGAACUGAGUUUAUUGAAGUCAGAUUCCAUCGGCUCACUGUGUCUGUUCUUCUACAGGGGUCGCCGGAUAGUAACCAAGGGGAUAGACAUUCGUUUCAGUCUAUCUCAAUGAGACAUGGAU
Molecule: messenger RNA, 2993 nt
Organism: Colletotrichum godetiae
Lineage: Eukaryota; Fungi; Ascomycota; Sordariomycetes; Glomerellales; Glomerellaceae
Product: von Willebrand factor type A domain-containing protein
Exons: 4
Coding region: 458-2746 (762 amino acids)
Source: RefSeq, a predicted model, not a curated record